AAGAACAGGUGGAUGAGAAAUGUGGAUUGUUUACCCUUUCAAUCUGUCUUUGAAUACAAGGAUUUUCGGUUACAAUAAGUUGAUGUCGAGAACAAGCAUCACGCUGGAGGACGAGGAGAAGCAGAGAUGCCCUGCUGCUGCCAAUCCACAGAGUUCACCUGCAAUCACACCCCGCACUCCUUACCUGAGAGAUUGAAUUUGGAACCAUCCGUCGUCGCUAUGGAGACAAGCCCCUCCCCUUCUAGUAAUGGAACAAGCCUCCUGUCGUUGCCAUGGGAGAUAGUUACCCAGAUCGCCUCACAUCUCCCAGCACAGUGUGGCAUUAAUGUGCUGCCGCAGGUAUGUCAGACAUUGGGAAAGCUUGGCGAGGAUCGCUUGGCGUGGCAGCUUCGGGCUCAAAAACUCUCGGGUCCCGCAGCAUCUUUCCCAGUCGGGCCAAAGGAGGAUUUUGAUUGGUCCAAGGCAUGCGUGGAAAUGGAGCAGCUGAUUGGCUGCUGGACAGGGCAUGAGAAUCAGGCAGAGAGACAGGAAGAGGCAGCUGGUGGGGUGAACGGUGAAGCGCCGGCAGCUGAGGGGAACUUGGUAGAGAUGCAGCUGGAUGUCGAUUUAAGUGGUGCAGCGGAAGCAGGAGAAGAGAGCGUGCAAGUUCAAUCCCAGAAUGCCUCUGACAGUUCCCAGGUGAUUGAGUCAUCCAGCACUUCUUCGCCCUUGGAGCACGUCAUCCUUCCUUCUGGCCACAUUGCAGAUUUAAGUGUUGAAGGAGGAACGCUGGCCAUCGCUUCCGGUGACAUGAAUGUGGAAGUUUGGAGGCCCAGAUGCUGA
Molecule: messenger RNA, 822 nt
Organism: Sinocyclocheilus anshuiensis
Lineage: Eukaryota; Metazoa; Chordata; Actinopteri; Cypriniformes; Cyprinidae
Product: F-box/WD repeat-containing protein 9-like
Exons: 5
Coding region: 127-822 (231 amino acids)
Molecular function (GO): protein binding
Source: RefSeq, a predicted model, not a curated record